GCUACAAGCCUACAACUAAGAUUUCUUAUCAACAAACCUUACUACAAAAAUCUUUUUUUUAUUUGACGCUAUAAAUUUAAUGAUGAUAUGUUGUUUUUCUUGAAUGGCUCUUGAUCAAAUGUUUGUCAUAUUAACUAAUAUGGUAUGAAAGAAUACACAAUCUUUUUUCUAGUGUGCAGUCAUUCAAUUGCCCUCCCAGACGCUAUUGCUCUCUGUUUCGGAUAAAGCUUGCCGCUUGAUUGGGAUGCUUUUUCCAGGGGAUAUGGUAGUGUUUAAACCCCAGAUCCCAAACCCGCAACAGCAGCAACAACAGAUGCAAGCUCAACAACACCCACAGCUUCAACAGUUGCAGCAGCAGCAGCAGCAAACGCUCUCUCAGAUUCCCCAGCAGCAACAGCUCUCCCACAUGCAACAGCCGCCACCAGCACUCAUCCAACAACAACAACUACAGCAGCAACAACAAAUGCAGCAGCAACCACCACCCCAACAACAGCAGCAGGUGUACAUGCAAGGCCCCGGGCGACCGCAGCUAAUGUCUCAGGGGGGGCAAGUUUCGUCACAAGGACUUCCAAACAUUCCCACCAGCGGCUUUAUGAACUGAUUCCUCUCUUCAUCACACUGCAGGUUGAUAUUAUAAGGAUACAGGUAGGUAAUUAAGUAGGUAUCUUCCCAAAUGAUUUGGAAAACAGCCAAGGUUCUCUUUGUGUGAAAUAUGUGGGCAUUAUUGACUGUGUUAUAGGAAAAAUGGAUUUUGAGGAUAAAUUAUUAGAAUAGUGCUAGAAACCCACCACCCCUGCCCCCACGCGUGACAACACAGAUGAUUUUAUACCUGCAGAGACAAUAAUCGUCUGUGUUGUUCAUAGAUGGUUUGUACAGGUAUAAAAUCGUCUGCGUUGUUAUGCGUGGGGGCGAAGGUGAGGGCACUGUAGCACGGUCCAAAUUAUUAUGCAAUUCCAAGGAGUGUCAUUCAUGGGAAUCACUUGGUU
Molecule: messenger RNA, 986 nt
Organism: Cuscuta campestris
Lineage: Eukaryota; Viridiplantae; Streptophyta; Magnoliopsida; Solanales; Convolvulaceae
Source: the annotation of a GenBank genome assembly